AUGGCUUCAGCUAGUUUAUCUAACCCUGCCACAAUAACUGCCAACAUUAACUCUAUUCCCAUGCUUAAUGGGACAAAUUUCAAGGAUUGGAAAGGGAAAUUACUUGUAAAUAUUGGUUGCAUGGAAUUAAAUUAUGCAUUAAGGCAAGAACAACCUUCACCUCUCACUGCAGAAAGCACUCCUGACGAAAAAUUGGAUUUUGAGAGGUGGGACCGUUCUAAUCGCAUGAGUUUAAUGAUCAUGCAACAAUGUAUUCCAGAAGCCUUUAGGGGCACUGAAUCUGAAGAGAUCACUAAGGCCAAGGAUUUCCUCGAUGCAAUUGAAAAACGUUUUGCUAGAAAUGAUAAGGCUGAAAUGACUUCACUUCUAGCUUCCUUGAUGUCCAUGAAGUAUAAGGGUCGAGGAAAUGUUAGGGAGUACAUUAUGGAAAUGUACCAAAUUGCUUCAAAACUUAAGGCACUUAAGAUCGAGCUUUCUGAGGAUUUGCUUGUUCUUAUGGUUUUGGUAUCUCUUCCUGCACAUUUUAAUCAGUUCAAAGUCAGUUAUAACUGUCAAAGGGAGAAAUGGACUCUAAACGAGCUCAUUUCUCAUUGUGUGCAAGAGGAAGAAAGGUUGAAGCAAGAUAAAACUGAAAGUGCUCACUUGGCCAGUGCCUCUAAGGAUAAGGGCAAGAAAAGAAAGCAUGAGAAUGAAGCUGCUAAGGGUCUAGUGCAAAAGAAACAACAUAAGGAGCCAACAGGUUGUUUCUUUUGUCGCAAGACUGGACAUGUGAAGAAGGAAUGUACAAAAUAUCACUGUUGA
This is a messenger RNA of Humulus lupulus (European hop), 801 nucleotides long. RefSeq lists its product as uncharacterized. NCBI's taxonomy places the organism in Eukaryota, Viridiplantae, Streptophyta, Magnoliopsida, Rosales, Cannabaceae. The record is from RefSeq and is a predicted model, not a curated record. Gene Ontology annotation, molecular function: nucleic acid binding; zinc ion binding. The transcript is spliced from 2 exons. The coding region runs from base 1 to 801 and encodes 266 amino acids.